Raphanus sativus (radish) is the source of this 491-nucleotide messenger RNA. RefSeq lists its product as uncharacterized. Gene Ontology annotation, biological process: endoplasmic reticulum to Golgi vesicle-mediated transport. The record is from RefSeq and is a predicted model, not a curated record. NCBI's taxonomy places the organism in Eukaryota, Viridiplantae, Streptophyta, Magnoliopsida, Brassicales, Brassicaceae. Bases 152 to 388 code for a protein of 78 amino acids. Gene Ontology annotation, cellular component: endoplasmic reticulum membrane; COPII-coated ER to Golgi transport vesicle; Golgi membrane. The transcript has 3 exons.
AACCGGGUCAACCCGUGAAUUAUUUUACUACUCGGUGCUUUAUAUAAGAAGAGGACGAAGAUUUUACUUCCCUCGGUUCCGGCUGCAAAAUCUCACAGACGAUUCGAUUUUAUCUCCGUCACACGCCGUCGAUUUCUUCCCCUCGGGAACGAUGGCUUUCUGGACAUUGAUAAAAGGUCUGCUGCUCUUUGCAAAUGCGUUUGCAAUCCUCAACGAAGAUCGUUUCCUUGCUCCGAGAGGAUGGACGCUCGAAAAACUCCACCAGACCGGUAGAAGAAACUCUCCCAAAGGUCAAAUCAUUGGUCUAAUUUAUGCAUGCCAGUACAUGAGACUGCCCCUCUUGCUCAUUAACGUUGUAGUCAUCGGCAUGAAGAUUAUCGCUGGUUGAAAGUUUUUUGUGUAUUCGAAGGUAAACUACACUGUGUGUAGUGUAGCUAUAACAUUCGUUAUUACAUAUAUAAUGUAGGAGAUUAAAUAUGUUUUUUCUCUUC